GUAUCACCAGCCUCCACUGUCUGCAGCCCUGUGGUCUCACCACAGGGCUUAAAAGCGGAAGUCUUUUUUGAACAAAUAUUAGGGCACAUUGUCUUUCACAUCUCAUAAGCCAGAUCAUCCACAGAGGAACUAAUUUCUUUUCAGAAGACAGAAUGAAUAAAACCUCCUGUAUUCGCGUCAACUUUGACUUUGAACACAGAUUCCUGCCUCCUGUUUACAUCUUAGUCUUCAUCAUCGGUCUGCUAGCUAAUGGAUGGGGAUUGAAGUCUUUGCUGCAGAAUUGGAAGAAACUAAAGAGCAUCAAUGUUUUUGUACUCAACCUCGGACUUGCUGAUUUUUUGUACCUGCUCACACUCCCCUUUUUGGUGGUGUACUACUUUAUGAAGAGCAAGUGGAUCUUUGGAGACGCAUUCUGCAAGAUAACAAGAUUCUGUUUCAACCUGAAUUUAUAUGGCAGCAUCGGGUUCCUUACUUGUAUAAGUGUGUACAGGUACCUGGCUAUUGUCCAUCCAGUGAGAGUGAUGGGAAGAAUAACUGUCACUCACUCUGUGGGGAUCUCAGUCAUGGUUUGGUUCUUGGUGAGUGUUCAAAGUCUUCCAGACAUGUUCUACAGGAAAACAUUUGGAAACAAGCCUGGGAAAUGUUAUGAUACUACCCAUAAGAGAUAUGUGGAUGAUUACAUUAAAUACAGCCUUGGAUGGACAUUUACUGGGUUUUGUAUCCCAUUGCUCAUCACACUGGGCUGCUAUGGACAUGUGAUUGUCGUUCUCUGCCGCACAAAUACCACUCACAAGGUACUGAAACAGAGAUGUUUGAAGUUGUUGUUCACCGUGAUUCUUCUCUUCUCUGUUUGUUACAUCCCCUAUCAUGUACUGAAGAUCUUCAACCUCUGGUCAAGAGUUCUGGAAAAACAGAAUAUAUGCCGUGAAUGGUCUAAUGGAGUCUACAUUGCUCAUCAGAUAAGUCGUGGCCUUGUGUGUCUGAACAGUGCUCUCAACCCUCUGGUUUACCUCCAUGGAAAUGAAGAUAUUCCUGCUCAGCUCAGACAGCUGCUCCAGCAAGCUCGUCAGAUGUUCAGCUGUGUGCCUGUGUCUCAAACUGCAGAUGAAAUUCAACAAGAGUUGGGUUUUUAACAUGAACUGUUAUAGUAAUAAAUCUAUAGCUAUCAUCACAACUAGUAGUGUGAAUUGAUUAUAGGAGGUGUAGAAAUUAAUCAAAUAAUUCUUGCAUCGAAUUGUGGACAUGGACAAUGCUGCAUCGAUAAUCAGCUGGGCCAUAAUCGAGUAUUUCUGUUUACAAUUUAAUGUAUGCCUAACAACAUUUCUGUUCACAUAUUAUGUUAUGUUUUGCACAUUCAGGAAGUGCUAUGUGCUCAGUGCUGUAGUUGUAUGUAUCCAAUGUAUUUAGCAUUAGCACUGCAGAAUGUUUAUUUUUUUUUAAG
Messenger RNA from Sander lucioperca (pikeperch), 1441 nucleotides. Its product is annotated as P2Y purinoceptor 1-like. Gene Ontology annotation, biological process: G protein-coupled receptor signaling pathway. Gene Ontology annotation, molecular function: neuropeptide receptor activity. Lineage: Eukaryota; Metazoa; Chordata; Actinopteri; Perciformes; Percidae. The transcript has a single exon. Gene Ontology annotation, cellular component: membrane. The coding region runs from base 153 to 1133 and encodes 326 amino acids. The record is from RefSeq and is a predicted model, not a curated record.